Messenger RNA from Carya illinoinensis, 11643 nucleotides. RefSeq lists its product as uncharacterized. The transcript is spliced from 8 exons. Lineage: Eukaryota; Viridiplantae; Streptophyta; Magnoliopsida; Fagales; Juglandaceae. The record is from RefSeq and is a predicted model, not a curated record. Bases 163 to 1365 code for a protein of 400 amino acids. Gene Ontology annotation, molecular function: nucleic acid binding; zinc ion binding.
CAUGGGCCUCCUGUUGUUCGGCUGCCUUCGUCACGCAGUUGCUCCAUCUCUCUCCCUCCCCUGCGGUUUCAUUUGGUGUUGCGAUUUUUGUCGGUUGUCAUUGGAUUUCGUUACGCCACGGUGGGUUCGUUGCCGACGCCUUUCUGUUUUGCCCACUCCUCUAUGCACGAGCUCCACGCCGACACACACUCUUUCUUUGGUUUGAACUGCGACGGACUAAGGGUCACCAGAGACAUCCUCUCACCUGCAAGGGCAUUGAAAUCAGUCCUUGACAGCGUCUUCUCGCCACCGAUAUUGAGAAUCCACCGCACGAAAUUUGGGAAGAUGGUACGACCAAGAAUGCCGCAAGGUGGACCUGAGGAUGAUUUGCCGCGAGGUAACGGGUUCUACGCCGUGGCUAGGGAAUUAAAUCGACUGACAGAGUUCCUCCAACAGAACUUUCAGCAGCCGCAGGGAGAGCAGCGUAGGGAGGUACAAGUCGGGUGCACCUAUGAGCAAUUUUUAGUGCAUUGGACCCUUACUUUCUCGGGAGAAGAAGAUCCACUUCAGGCUAGGAGAUGGAUUAGAGAUCUUGAAAGGACAUUCGAGGUUUUCGGUUGUACAGAGGCCGAGAAAGUGCUAUAUGCAAGUUAUUUGUUGCAAGGUGAAGCGGCUGAUUGGUGGAAGACCAAGCGGGAACUCCUAGAGAUGGAGUUGGGAUCAUUCGCAGCUGUGUCUUGGUUGCGCUUCAUGAAAGAGUUUGACGACCGUUUCUUUCCUAUUUUUGUGAGGCGACAGAAGGCGCGAGAAUUCAACAACUUGGUCCAAGGGGACAUGACCGUUGAACAAUAUGCCCAAAAGUUUAUGGAGCUCGGGAAAUUUGCAAUCCAUCUCAUCGCCACCGAAGAGAUGCAAGCCGAACGUUUUCAGGAAGGGCUACGCCAACAGAUCCGCCAGCAGGUCGCUUGCCUGCAAAUCCAGAGCUUUCAGAGGUUGGUCGAGGUGGCCUCUAUUGCUGAGAGGGAACACAAUGUUGAGGUAGGCUCCCCUCUGGGUCAUAAGAGGCAGAACUUUGCUGGAGAAGGGAGCAGUUCCAACUUGCCACAUAAGUUUGUAUUAAGGACUGGGGCCCGACUACAGGCAUCUACUGGACUUCGUAUGGGAGGCCGAGCCCCAGUCUGCGGUAGAUGUAACAGAGCCCACAUAGGCGAGUGCCGACAGGGUGGGACUCAGUGUUAUAGAUGCGGUCAGUCAGGGCACUUUGCUCGCGAGUGCCCUAACCCAGCUCAGGUGAACCGUGGAGGCCGACGUGGUGGUAGGGCCAACCAGAGGCAAGUAGUGCAAGCUCGGGUUUAUGCGGUGACCCUCGGCGAUGUUGACCACUAGGCUCUAGAGACUCAGGACGCAGGAGUCACUACAAGUUUGGAUUUAAUUCAAUCUUUUGGAAUUGAUGCCUUGUGUGGUUUGACCUUUGGAUUUCAUUAGUAGUUAUGUUUGCAUCGGGUAGGAUUCAUUUGUAUGAGUUUUAUGCUUGCACUUUGUUUGAUUCGGGUGCAUCUUAGUCAUUUGUGUCUGCCACUUUUGCACGAAUGUGUAAUCUAGCCACGGAACCCUUACCACAAUAUUUGGUAGUGGCACUACCUAAUGGUGAGACUGUGUGGUGCUCAAAAGUCGCAUGAGGUUUUCCUUUGGAUUUUGGUGGGAGGACACUUGAUGCAGAGCUGAUUGUGUUCAAGUUACUUGGGUUCGACAUUAUUCUUGGAAUGGAUUGGUUGUAUCGGCAUUCUGCUAGUAUCAAUUGUCUAAGUCGAGUAGUCAGUUUUCAACUCCCUGGAGGAGCCUAUUUGGAUUUUGUGGGAAGUAAGCUGAAGACGAGACCUACAGUCAUAUCUGCAAUUCAAGCGAAGAAAGAAUAAGCUAGUGGGGCGGACACCUUUUUGGUUCAAGUGGUGCCUAUGCCAUCUAUGAAGAAGUCCAUAGUGGAUAUACCAGUUGUGGAAGAGUUCCUUGAUGUGUUUGCGGAUGAUUUGUCCGGUUUGCCUCUUAUUCGCGAGUUGGAGUUCACCAUUGAUUUGGAACCCAAAGCGGCACCAGUGCAUAAGGCUCCUUACCACAUGGCACUGACUGAGUUUAAGGAGUUGAAAACUCAAUUGUAAGAGCUGGUAGAUAAGGGGUUUAUUCAACUUAGUACUUUGCCUUGUGGAGUGCUAGUGCUGUUGUCAAGAAGGAUGGUACCCUUAGAAUGGGUAUUGAUUAUUGAGAGCUCAACAAGGUGACCAUCAAGAAUAAGUAUUCACUCUCUUGGAUUGAUGAUUUGUUUGAUCAGCUUCAAGGGUCAACUACCUUCUCAAAGAUUGAUUUGAGGUUGGGGUACUAUCAGUUGAGAAUAAAAGAUAAGGAUAUAGCCAAGACUGCCUUUAGGUCAAGGUAUGGACAUUACGAGUUCAAAGUGAUGCAUUUUGGACUAGCUAAUACCCCUGCAGCCUUCAUAGACAUGAUGAAUUGGGUGUUUUGACCUUAUCUGGAUUCAUUUGUGGUGGUCUUCAUCGAAGACAUUUUGAUGUAUUCUCGGGAUUGGGAGGAGCAUGCUUGUCACCUUCGACUAGUUUUGGGAAAGUUGAGAGAUCAUUAGCUAUACGUGAAGCUCAGCAAGUGCGAGUUUUGGUUAGAAGAAGUCAGAUUUCUUGAAUAUGUCAUUUCCCUGGAUGGUGUAGUAAUAGAUCCUAGCAAAGUAGAAGCUAUUUUGGCAUGGCCGCGCUCUUCAUUUAUGUGUGAGAUUCGUAGUUUCUUAGGACUUGGCGGGUACUAUUGAAGAUUUGUGGAAGGAUUUUCUCGAUUGUCUGGACCCCUCAUUGCUUUGACUAGGAAAAAUGCUAAGUUUGUUUGGACUGACAAGUGUGAGAAAGUUUCCAAGAGUUGAAAAAGAGAUUGACUACUACGCCCGUUUUGGCACUUCCUGAGCUGCACAAGCUGUUUGUGGUUUUUAGUGAUGCAUCCAAGUUUGGUUUAGGAUGUAUUCUUAUGCAGGUGAGUUGUUGCUUAUGCUUCCCAUCAAUUAAAGGAUCAUGACAAGAACUAUCCCACGCAUGACUUGGAACUGGCAGGUGUGAUCUUUGCCCUUAAGAUUUGGCAGGAUUAUUUGUAUGAAGAAGUUUGCGAAGUCUACACUGACCAUAAGAGAUUGACGCAUCUGUUUUUUCAGAAGAACCUUAAUAUGAGACAGAGACAAUAGUUAGAGUUGAUCAGCGAUUAUCAGUACGAGAUCAAGUAUCAUUCAAGGAAGGCGAAUCAAGUUGCAGAUGCACUGAGUUGGAAGUCUCAUUUGAUGGAUGAGGCCAAGUUGUCAGGGUUGGACUCUCUCCUCUAUGGGAUGAGAAGACUUCUUGUUGAGAGUUCACAGCAAGAAGAGGUGUUAGCUUCGAUUCUUGAUGUCUGAGUUGUUGAUUCUAAGGAAUUGAAGACUCUCCAGAAAAGGCACCCGAAGUUGUUAGAUAUCAGGAAGAGAGUUAGGAAGUCUAGAAGACCCGCCCAUUUCAGUUUGGAUGAAGAUGGUAUUCUCUAGUUCUGAAAUCAUAGGGUGAUUCCUCAAAAUUCAAAGUUUAAGGAGCGGGUUUUGGUUGAGGCUCAUGCAACCCCUUAUUCGGUUCACCCCGAAAGCACGAAAAUAUACCAAGACUUAAAGAGAAGUUUUUGGUGGGAAGGGAUGAAGAAGGACAUUGCUAUGUUCGUUGAGAGAUAUAACACAUGCCGUCAAGUUAAAGCUGAGCAUCAAAGGCCCGCUGGUAAACUUCAACCCCUCUUUAUUUCUGAGUGGAAGUGGGACGAUAUUGCUAUGGAUUUAGUAGUGGGUUUGUCAAGGACUUCUAGUGGAAAGAACUCGAUAUGAGUGAUUAAUGUUCAAUUGACCAAGAGUGCCCAUUUCCUACCUAUCACUAAUACCAACAUUUUGUGAAAGUUGACUCGUAUGUCAAAGAGAUAGUACGUCUACCUGAGAUACCCAAGAGCAUAGUGUCGGAUCAGGACCCGCGGUUCACGUCUCAUUUUUGGAAGAGUUUGCAGGCAACCUUGGGCACCAAAUUGAAGUUUAGCAGUGCUUAUCACCCUCAAACCGACGGCCAAUUAGAACGCGCGAUUCAGACUCUCUAGGAUAUGUUGCGAGCUUCAGUCUUGGAAUUCAAGGGAAGUUGAGAGAAUCAUUUGCCUCUUAUAGAAUCGCAUACAACAACAGCUUCCAUGCAUCCAUUCAGAUGGCUCCUUAUGAAGCUCUUGAUGGGAGAAAGUGCAUAUCACCGUUGUGUUGGGAUGAAGUCGGUGAGAGCAAACUAAUUAGGCCUGAAUUAGUUCAAGAGGUGUAGAGGGUAUGGUUGUAAUUAGUGUAUAUGAGGGUGUUAGUGUCAUUUGUAUGGAGUAUGUAUAAGGUCAGAAGAUCAAUGAAUAAUAUCUCUUGUAAUUUCUCUCUCAAUAUACGACUACAAGAUGAAAGAGCAUAUUCGAGUUAUAAGGGACAAGAUGGCGGCAACUCAGAGUCAUCAGAAAAGUUAUGCGGAUACAAGAAGAAGAGACAUGUCUUUCGAGGAAGGUGAUUGGAUAUACUUCAAAGUCUCUCAUAUGAAAGGCGUCAAGCAUUUUGGUAAGAAAGGGAAACUUAGCCCGAGGUAUGUCACCCUUUUUCAGAUUUUGGAGAAGGUUGGGCCUGUACCUUAUAGGAUUGCCUUGUCGGAUUAUUUUGGAGAGGUUCAUGAUGUCUUCCAUGUAUCAUAAUUGAAGAAGAGCUUAAGAUAGUCAGAGCCGCAUUUUGUCGACCCAGAAAUUAUUCAACUCCAGCCUAACCUUACCUAUGAAGUUGUACUGACACAGAUUGUAGAUUGGAAAGAGCAAAGAUUAUCCAAGUCGAUACCUUUAGUGAAGGUGUCAUGGGGAGAUCAGUUGGUUCAAGAUUUCUCUUGGAGAGAGAUGUAGACAUGAGAGAGCAAUACCUUUUUUUGUUUGGGCGUCAUUGAUGGUAUGUUUUUCUCAAGUGUUCUAAGUCAAAUCUUAUAUCUUACCUGAGCGUUAAUGUUUGACCUUGCCAAUUUUAAGGACAAAAUUUUUUAUUUUUAGGGGGGAAGGAUGUGAUAUCCCUUAUUUUUUCAUGUUUUUAAAUAUUUAUUUAGCUAAUUAUUCUUAUUGAUUCUACUUAUUAAAAAAAAAAAAAUCUUCUUAUUGGUUCUUUUAUUUUAAAUUGGUUAUUAUUAUUUUGGUUAUAGUAUUUUAUCGUUAUCACUGCCUAAGUUGUGUAAUUUAUAUUAAUGUGCUUUUUCUUGUUAUUAAUUUUUGUCUAUUAUUUAAUUGCCCUUUAUUUCAAAUUAUUUUAUUUGUGGAUUUUACUAUUUUAUUUUAUUAUUACUAAGUUGCUAUAUUUUUUUAGUUAAACAAGUGUUUUGAUCCUCACUGUUAGAUUAGAUUGAAAAUCCUAGGAUGAAGGGCCUAAAUUAAUUACCCAAGUCCCUAUCUUUUUUAUUCCCAUUUUCCUUUUUCCCUCUCUCUUCCCUCCCCCUGCAGCCCAAUGGAACCCCUCCUCCUUCUCACCCGAUUCUCUCCUUUAGCUAAGCCCAGCUCCACCCCCGGCCACCGCUAGUCACUGACCACAUCACCACCACCACCACCUCACGUCGGCGAGCCUCCACCGUCGAACUCAGCCUCCAUCUCGUAGCCACCUUCUCCCAACGCACGCGCACAUGCAAGAACCCACGGAUUCCCCUCUCCAAAGUUCCUAAUGCCACCGUGGCGCAACCCUACACCACCAACAGCUCCUCCCUUCAUCAGCAACCCUUCCCUCCGACGAACCCAGCCCUUAUGGCAGCCACUUCUCCUCCAUCACGCACCCAACCAGAAAUGGAUCUCCCUCCCUCAAAAGGCUAGAUCUACCACUGUACAAUGCCACCCACGACUUCUAGCCGCCACCACCAACUCCACCGACCUCCAUUAGCUCCUUCAUGCUCAGUUCAAGCUUCCCUUUAGCCUCCCCCUCUAUUUUCAAGUUUUGAAGCCCACGGCUAGCCUUUGCCGUUGCUCCGCCACUUUUAGCGUCACCUGUGAUCUAGCACACCUUUGAUCUUCCAUAUUUUCCUUUCCACUGUUGUAAGUAAUCUCCCAAUGAACCUAUUUGAGAUUUAAACAAUAUUUUUACAUUAACAUUUUUCUGCAGUCUAGUGGGUUCGGCGGAUCGUUGUAAAAUUGAAACUGUGGUUGAGGUUGGUUUGGGCCUUGAACCAAAAACGGAGGAUGGGAUUAUGUGUGUAGUUGGCUUGUGGAUCUAUGUUUGUGAUUGUUUGCAAUUAUGUAUAUUGUUUGAUGUGUUAUGCCAUGUCAUUCAAUAUCCUAUCUGCAUGCAUCUGCAUAUUUACUUUAUUAAUAUUUGUUUGGCUUAUUUAAUUGUACUGUGUUAUGCCAUGUGUGAUAUGAAAACUGGGUUUUUGUGUCUUGGUAAUAUUUUGAGGGUGCGUGAGCAUCACGACCCUAAGUCAAGAUGGGAUAUUAUCUCGGUGGAGCUCCUCUGGUCACUUGAGAGUUUAAUAAACUGAGGGACAUCCCCUGGGUUGUCGUUGGGCAACAAUAGGAUCAAAUGAGAUGGUUAUGCUCUCGUGCCAAUUUCGUGGCCCCUCUAUUGGUGGGGGCUAGUGGAUGCUUGGUCACAAAUGUGCUGGGCGCAAAGUUGGGUUUUGUUUGUUACAAAGUUACAUGUGCGGUCGUUACCCUUGGUGUGAUUAAGGGAGCCAAAAUGUGCGGACGGUCUCUAAGGGAGACCAUGGCGCAUGCAUAAUAAAUGGAUAUGUUUUGGGCCAAAUGGGUUUUUGGCGUGUUGGUAAAUGUGUCAUUUUCAGGGAAAAUGAUAGAUUUGGUUCUUGCAUGCCUUAUUGUGUGGCUGUGGACAUGUUGGUUGUAUUAAUGUGUUUUAAUCUCUUGGAUGUUGCUUGGUUGCUUGCUUACUGAGAUUUCAUGAUCUCACUGUGGUAUUCCUAUCUGUAGACUUUGUUGCAAGGGAAGACUUUGGUAAAUGUGUCAUUUUCAGGGAAAAUGAUGGAUUUGGUUCUUGCAUGUCUUACUGUGUGGCUGUGGACAUGUUGGUUGUAUUAAUGUGUUUUAAUCUCUUGGAUGUUGCUUGGUUGCUUGCUUACUGAGAUUUCAUAAUCUCAUUGUGGUAUUCCUAUCUGUAGACUUUGUUGCGGAGGAAGAUUUUGAGCCUGAGGGAGUGACUCUGCCGGAAGAGUGACUUGUUGGUGUUGCUUGUUGAUUUUGGGAUUUGUUUCUCUUAUGCUAUCUAUUUUCCUUUUAUUUAUUUUGUCGGAUGACUGUAUAACCUUUUUGAGGAUUUUUAUUUCGUUGUACUAUUUUAAAAUUCUGAUACUUAGUUGGAUGCCCUUUAUUUUUCCACUGCGAUUAUUUUAAAUGCACACUUAAUUGCAUGUUGCACACACACUAAGCACUUGAAGAUUAGGAUGCGUGACCCAUGUGGUCCUCUUCCUAGUGUCACAAUUUUCACUUUUUCGCAUGUGGGGAUCAAGGGCGCCACAUGUGGGCUGAUUGGUUGUUUGACAUGUCGGGAGUAAGUUGGUUGGCUUGAAAGUGUGGUUGUUUCACUUGAUUUGAGUGUGAUGAUUAUUUAAGUGCAUUUGAGGAGGUUGGGCAAAAUAUUGGUGUAGUGAGUUGUGGAGGUUGAGCUUGUGUCAUGAUUAGAAACUGAGACAUUACGAUAGAAUUGUGUGUGCUGAAAUAUAGUUUGGAAUUAUGGGAUUUUGUUAGUUAGAUUGAAUUUACACUUGUGUAGAUUAUUAACACGUUAGUGAAUACUUUUCUAGUUAGGUUGUGAUAUUGCUAGAGUUUGAGUUCAAGGCUUAGGUAAUUCUCAGCAAGAGUCAGAUAAGCGGUACUCCUAUGCUCAAAUUUGCCUAAAUGGACCGAGUUUGAUUUUUAUAGAAAACUAUUCCUAUUUUGUUAUGGAACAUUGGAAACCACCUUGGUCAUUUUUCUGCAUAACUCACUAUAUCCGAAUAAGAAAAAGAAAAAUAGUUUUUGUUAUGAUUGGUGUAAACAUGAGCUUUUUUGGCCCUUUGUUUCUCAACUGUAUAACAAGAGCAAAUAUGAAAUAUGAAAGUUUUAUGAGGGAUGAUAAGAAUAUGAUCUAUAUAUGUUCAAUACUCUAUUAUGAUAUGAUAUUGCAUAUAGAAACCUUUGACAUGACAUUCUAUUUCUGUCUUUUGUUGUGACCUUACCACGGGUGUAAAACUGUGGCCUAUGUUAUUAUGUUGGUACCAACAUCUCUAUUUUUGGUGCACCCACUUUAGAAACAAAGUGAUUUUCUAUAUGGUAUUUCUUGUGUGCACACUCGGGGCUUCAAGAAUGAUAAGGGGAAGAUUUCACAUUCUGUUUCUGCUGGAUUGGAUGCUGGGGUUUGCAUAAUCCUACCACAGGAUAUAAACAUGAAAUAUGUUUGGAUAUGAUGAUUCUUAGUUAUGCUAUGCUAAAGGACUUUGCAUAUAAAUAUUUAUGAAUUGUCGCUCUGAUAUUUUGAUAACAUGUUUUGUUCUGCAUUCUGUUACUGGCUCAUGUUUACACACUAAUAUAUGUUCACUGUUUAUUGAGUUGUCGAUAACUCACCCAAUGACUUCCAAUAUUUCAGAUGAUCUUGAUGACUUUCAAUAUUUCAGAUGAUCUUGAUGUUUCGGCUGGUAAACAAGGUUAGAAUGCGUGGGUGAGACUAGUUUAGUGCAGUGGGAUAAUUACAGUAGGAGUUUGAAGAGUUUUAAUUUGAAAACUUUGUCAUUUUUCUUGGUUUGGUUUUGUUGAAAACAUGCUGAUUUUAUUAGACCUUGUGGAGUCUUUUUUAUUAUUAUUAUAUGUGUUGGAGGAUUUCGGUGAUGUUAUUUUUUUGUGGAAGUAUGUAUAAUUUUACUAAGGGAGUUUUACAAGUUGUGGAGUUGCUUUCAUUGUGAUCUUUGGAGUAUAUAUGUGUAUUGUUGGGAGAUGAUUUUCAGGUAACAAGAACUAACUCCUUGACCCUUUGGGUACGAGAUGUUAUAGUUGGUAUUAGAGCCAAGUUUUAGAUUCUGUAGACUUUAUGGAAUGUGUUUUUGGAAAUUUGAGGUUUUAGGUUUGUGACAUUUGAUGUUUUAGAUGCUACUGACUUAAGAAUGAUAUUGAUGGUAACUAUGAUGACAGAUUCUGAAGAGUAUGCAAGUUGACUCAAUGUCAAGUUUAAGACUACAAAUGGUAAGAAAGGAUUUGGAUAUGAUUUGAGGUUUUAGGUUCUGUGGCUUUUAGUACAUAGGUUUUGAUCAAAUUUUAAGGGUUGUACUUUUGCAAACUUUAUUGCAUGAUUUUAAUGAGACUUAAGGUUUUGGAUUGUGUUUUCAAGUUGGUGUAAGAUAUGGGUAGGAAAGGAUAAGAUAGAAUUUGAAUUAUUCUAUUUAUAUUUAUGUAUUUUGUAGUUGCAUUGGCGACUAUACUUUUACAUGAGUACUUUUAUUUGGAAUGCUUAACUAAAUCUAAGUUUUCAAGAUGCCACCUUCUUGUCAUGUACAAAACCUCUUGGAUUUGAACGCAUCUAAUGAUGAAGGAGAAGCCAAUACGAGCACUUUUGACGUACUCCGAGCAAUAGCGCAACAAUUAAUGGCAGAGAUUGCCCAGAAUCCCUCAGGUCGCAACUGCAACAAUAGUGAAGAGAGUUGUACCUUUGAACAGUUUAAUUUAAUGCACCCUCCCUCAUUUGAUGGAAGAAGCAACCUGGCCUUGGCAGAGGAUUAGACCUAGGACAUAGAUGAAAUUCUCCGAUUCUUGAAUUGCAUAGACAAUGGUGAAGCUGAACAAUGGUGGAUUUCAGAGAGAACCAUCAGGGAAGCUGAUGGGAGAGGAGUCAUUUCAUGGCCCCAUUUCAAACAGAUCUUCUUCGACCGCUUCUUCCCGAGAUUGGUCUCAGGUGCUAAAGCCAAGGAGUUUUUGCCAAUUUAGAUUAGGGGACUAUGACAGUGCACCAAUAUGCUAUCAGAUUUUUAGAGCUGUAGCGCUUCGCCUCUUAUUUGAUCCCCGAUGAAGAUAAGAAGGCCCGGAAAUUUGAGGAGGGUCUGAACCACAAAAUAUAUGAAUGAGUGGUGGCAUUUUAAAUUCAGAACUACUCAAAAUUAGUGGAUAAGGCUUAAAAGAACUACAGAACAUCAAGAUCAAAGGAAGAGAACUACACCACCGGGGUCCUUCUCUGGCACAAAUCAAGGGCCGUGGAAGAAGAGAAAUGAAGGGAGCAGCUCAAGUCAGAGGUCAAUGCAGGGCAAUCACCUGAACCAACCGAAUAAUCUUUGUAAGUUUUGCUAUCGAGCACACAUUGGAGAAUGCAGAAGAGAAGUGGGAUUGUGUUUCCAAUGCAGUAAAUCCUGUCAUUACAUUAGAGAAUGCCCAUUACUAUUGGACGAUAACAAGAAGCCCAACCCACCUCAGAGUUCCAGAUCACCGACACGAGACAACACUCAACGUAAUAGUGUGCCAGCUCAAGUGUUUGCAUUGACUCUUGGAGAAGCUGUGGACAACAUUGAUGUAAUCAUAGGCAUUCUCCCUCUUUUCUCCCAAGAAGCUAUUGUUUUGUUUGAUUGUGGGGCUACCCAUUCAUUUGUUUUAGUGGACCAUGCCAAGUUCUAUACCUUAGAGGCUGAAAAGUUGGGGCACAGUUUAGUAGUAUCAAUCCCAACGGGGAAUUCGGUGAUAUGUAACAAGAUUCUCCAUGGGUGUCCAAUAUCCAUUGAAGGAAGGUUAAUGCUAGCUAACCUAGUAGUGUUCCAGAUGUUUUGGUUCAAUAUCAUAUUGGGGAUGGACUGGCUAGCUUCCAACUACACCAGUAUUGACUACUCUAAAAAGGAGGUGGUAUUCAAGCCUCCUAAGGGAGAUUCAAUUGUAAGGUGUAUCUUAGAUUGGAGAAAACGUGUUCACAUCAUUGAGGGGAUUAUUCAAGGGCUUCUAUAUCUCCAAGAAUACUCAAAUUUUACUAUAAUUCACCGAGAUCUCAAAGGUAGCAACAUUUUACUAGACAAGGAUAUGAAUCCAAAGAUAUCAGAUUUCGGAAUAGCUAUACUUUUUGGAAAAGAUGAGCAUGAAGCGAACACAAAUAGGAUUGUUGGAACAUAGCAUAUGAGUUGUGGAGAGAAGGUGAAGGCAUGGAGUUUAUGGAUCCAUCACUUGAUGAUUCAUCUUCGCCAUGCAAACUUGUGAGAUGCUUGUAAGUAGCUUUGUUAUGUGUCCAAGAAAAUCCCGUGGACAGACCAACAAUGUUGGAAGUUUAUUCAAUGCUUAUAAAUGACAAUGGACUUAUUGCCACACCUCAAAAGCCAGCUUUCUCCAUUAAAACUGAUGAAAAUGUGGGGAGCAGUUCUACAUCACAGCAACGAAGUUGUUCAGCUCCUAGUUCACUAAUUUCCCAAAUAAUAUUAAGAUAACCAGGCUAGCUUUUUGUGGGAGACAUGGUUGACUAAAGAGAUUUUUAUUUUUAACUUUUGUUUGUAUUGUCAGUUGUUUGUAGGUUCAACCAAUUUGGCUAUUUUCCUUUCUUUGGAUUUCUUGUCGAAGUAUAUGAUACUUAGAGCAAAGUGUAAAGUUGUUAAUUUUUAUACUUUUUCUAGAACUUGAUUGUGAAGUUUUCUGAAA